Messenger RNA from Oncorhynchus nerka (sockeye salmon), 8381 nucleotides. Its product is annotated as zinc finger CCHC domain-containing protein 24. The coding region runs from base 332 to 1048 and encodes 238 amino acids. NCBI's taxonomy places the organism in Eukaryota, Metazoa, Chordata, Actinopteri, Salmoniformes, Salmonidae. The transcript is spliced from 4 exons. Gene Ontology annotation, molecular function: nucleic acid binding; zinc ion binding. The record is from RefSeq and is a predicted model, not a curated record.
UCAAUGAGGCUCUGGGGUGGCUGCCCCACUGCAAAUAAAGGGAGAUAACGGGCCGUGAGUAGCGGCUGAAAACGUUUUAUACUGACAUGUUAGAGCAAUGACUUUUGCGUAACCGCGUAAAAUCUGGGACUAGGCUCCCAGCACGAGGAUGAUAUAGGGUUCUUACGGGAAGAGGAACAAAAAACGAUUGCCACGGCCCGGUGGGAAAAAGAAAACGGCGAAUCCGUUGAAGUUUAGAAAGAGAGAGUGAGCGACAGUGAGCAGGAUUCUCAAAAUUGAAAGCAAUCCAAAAACAUAGCUGCGGUGAAGAGUGAGUGUACCCAUUUGAAAGAUGAGCUUGAUGUCUGCCAUAGACACCAGUGCCUCCGUGUACCAGCCUGCACAGCUACUGAAUUGGGUAUACCUCUCUUUGCAAGACACUCACCAGACCAGCGCUUUUGACGCCUUUAGACCCGAACCCAACUCUUCCCACCCGGAGCUGAACUACUGCAAGACUCCUGCGGCGGACCUGAGCUCGUCCCUAAACUCCAACUAUCUCAACAACUUUUUUCAGCUCCAGCGGAAUGAGGCGUUGAAUAACAGCGUGUAUAAGAAUGUCUCGCCAUACGGCUCACUCAACAACAUCGUUGAUGGACUCAACACCCUGACAGACCACUUCUCCGACCUUUCCCUCUCCUCAGAGUCCCGCAAGCCAAGUAAGAGACCCCCGCCCAACUACCUGUGCCACCUCUGCUUCAACAAGGGCCACUACAUCAAAGACUGCCCCCAGGCAAGGCCUAAAGGCGAGGGUCUAACUCCGUACCAGGGGAAGAAGAGGUGUUUUGGAGAGUACAAAUGUCCCAAGUGUAAGAGGAAGUGGAUGAGUGGCAACUCCUGGGCCAACAUGGGACAAGAAUGUAUCAAGUGCCACAUCAACGUCUACCCACACAAGCAGCGUCCAUUGGAGAAGCCUGAUGGCCUGGACGUCUCAGACCAGAGUAAGGAGCACCCUCAGCACCUGUGUGAGAAAUGCAAAGUCCUGGGCUACUACUGCCGACGAGUGCAAUAAUACCUUACUAACCUGAACCCUCCAAUUUCCUCAAAAAGAGAGGAACCAUUUCAUGUCCCUCGCCUCCUUCUCCAUCAGAGGGACACCUAGCAACCCUCCUGUACUGCCUUCCCAUUUUCCUCUUCCCGCUCCUGGGAAAGAGCGGAACCUCACUGUCCUCACCAAUACUGCCUCCCUUGCCUCCCCUCCUUCUCAUCCUUUCUCACCCUCUCCCCCUCUCCACAUCACCUCCCAUCACCUCUCACUCCCUUCUCCUCAUCACCUCUCCCCUCCAUCACCUCUGCCUCCCCUCUCCUCAUCACCUCUCCCUCCCCUCUCCCCUCCAUCACCUCUACCUCCCCUCUCCCCUCCAUCAUCUCUCCCUCCCCUCUCCCCUCCAUUACCUCCCCUCUCCCCAUCACCAUUCCCUCCAUCACCUCUACCUCCCCAUCACCUCUCCCUCCCCUCUCUCCUCCAUCACCUCUACCUCCCCUCUCUCCUCCAUCACCUCUACCUCCCCUCUCCCCAUCACCUCUCGUUCCCCUCUCUCCUCCAUCACCUCUAUCUCCCCUCUCCCCAUCACCACUCCCUCCCUCUCUCCUCCAUCACCUCUACCCCCUCUCCCCAUCACCACUCCCUCCAUCACCUCUCCCUCCCCUCUCCAUCACCUCUCCCUCCCCUCCCCCCCCAUCACCUCUCCCCCAUCACCUCUCCCUCCACUCCCCCCAUCACCUCUCCCUCCACUCUCCCUCAUCAUUUCUCCCCAUCACCUCUCCCUCCACUCUCCCCCAUCACCUCUCCCUCCACUCUCCCCCAUCACCUCUCCCUCAUCACCUCUACCUCCCCCAUCAUCUCUCCCUCAUCACCUCUACCUCCCCUAUCACCUCCCCUUCCCCAUCACCUCUACCUCCCCUAUCACCUCCCCUUCCCCAUCACCUCUACCUUCCCCCCAUCUCCUCUCCCUCCCUUCUCUCUCCCCAUCACCUCUCCCUCCCUUCUCUCUCCCCAUCUCCUCUCCCUCCCUUCUCUCUCCCCAUCUCCUCUCCCUCCCUUCUCUCUCCCCAUCACCUCUCCCUCCCUAUCACCUCUCCCUCCCUUCUCUCUCCAAAUCACCUCUCUCUCCCAUCUCCCUCCCCCAUCACCUCCCAUCUCUGAAUUAGCUGGUAAAUCUUAUUUUGCAGAGGUUUGUCACUAAGCACAAUUCCUGUCCUUUUCCUAAUGUCAAGGGUAUGGGAGAAACUGAUCGAAGAACUGUGCAAGAAUAAUCCUCAGCCCUGACAGGGCCUUGUGGCCUUGUGUACCCUAGCCUAAAAACCAUCUAACGGACAUCCAAUGUGUGUAUAAUAUGAUAUUGUUGUUACUGACAGUAUUGCCCACACCUUGGGGUUUUAUUCCCUCACUUUGGGAGUCUGUUGGUUUUGUGUUUACAGAAGAGUUCUGCCUUCAUUUUCCCUGUCAAGUGAAGUGUGUGGGGAGCAUUAAAACAGACAGAGACAGGCCUUCUAGUGAUGCUAAUGUAACUAUUGUCAUGGGCUCAAGUCGGGGUCAAGGGGUCAAUGUCAGGGGCAAUGUCUGGGUCAAAGGUCAAUUUAUACAUGAAUAACUGUGAAUUAAUUAUGAAUUGAUUAUUGAUUUGAUUAACUGAGGGAUACCGUACCAAACAUCCCUGGCUUACAUGUUACAUGUGGCGUAUUUAUUAUUUGUUGUCUGUUCGUCUGUUGUGCAAUUUUUUAUUGAUUUAAACGGUGACAUAUAUAUAUAUAUAUAUAUAUAUAUAUAUAUAUAUAUGUGUGUGUGUGUGUGUGUGUGUGUGUGUGUGUGUGUGUGUGUGUGUGUGUGUGUGUGUACUAUAUGUAUGUGUGUAUGUUUGUAUAUCAAAGUAUUAUUGUGUAACUGCUUCCACUUGUCUUUAGAAACGACUGUAGGUUGAGAGAGAGUCGUUCUUCGUUUAGUUGUAGUACAGUGAUAAUAACGUUGAUGUUUCGUAUUAAACAAGCUGUGCGUUUACAUCGGCAAUGAAAGUCGGGUUUAGGUAUUCAUCGAAUUGACAAGAUUUUAACAUUUGCCUGUCAAAAGGCAACUAUGCAAUAACAACAGUUUCUGUGAUGAUAAAGGCUGGAUAUGUAGUUUCUCUUAGCCAAUAUCCCCUUUAUAUUUAGACUCUUAAGUAUUAGGUUCAAUCUAUCGGCAAUGCUGUAGUCUUUUUUUCCCUACCUAAUUUGACAGUUUACUUCCAAACAAUCAUUUUCUUUUUGUAAUGAGUUUCUUGAAAAGUAAUUAUGUCCUGCACUGUCUGUAUGCAACCAAUAUUCUUAAGGACUCGACUUCAGCAUUGUUAUUUCUGGCGAGUAUUUACAACUAAUCUAUUUGGUGUGGGAUGCCGAUAGAUUGACAUAGUUGAUUAGAACUGGUAUUUCAAAUGGUAUAUAGAGAUGUACUCAUUAUACAUUUCAAAGUGGUUUUAUAAUACCCCUAUUGCAAUUGAACAUUUUGCAAUAUUUUGUAGGACACACAACUGACCGAUAGAGCUGUUGCAAUCUUUUGUAGGACACACAACUGACCAAUAGAGCUGUUGCAAUCUUGUAACGUUACUUUAAGACAGAUUGACCUAGAAAUAUAACAGUGAACCUUACUAAUAUCUGUUUCCAAGGAGUUUAACCCCUUCAUAAUGUGUCAAACAAGUGACAGCAGUAAAUUAUGUCUGGAGAAAGAGAUGAGGGAUGGAGGUAAGAUUACUAUAAUGGUUGGUAAAGGAGAAAGAAGUAGAGAAGUGGAAAUGUUGUCUUGUAACAAAAUGGACAUUUGUAUUUUAUCAGAGGACGUUUUGUAAGUGUGGUGAUGGAUUAAGUUUACGUUUCUGUGUGUUUGAUUCCACAUCCUAUCAUGAUUUAAACGUUAAAUCGUGUCUUUAAUAGAAGAGACGUAACUAACCAUUACCUCUGUUUACAAAGAUAUAGGUCUAUACUUUCAACUUUAUAGUUGGAGGACCUAGAGUGAAGAAUAUUUUUCAUUCAACAUUUUGUAACAGUGGGUAUAGUUGUAUCUUAGCAAUGAAGGCUAUUGACACUUUGGGAACUUUGUGAGUAUAGUUGAAGAGAAGUUUGCUACCACUUUUCAAAGCGGAGGUGUAUUUUUCAAAUCACACACAUUGGCUUCUCCAAUAUUUAGAAUGUGUUUAAUGGCUCUAUAAAGGUUGAAUUCGUAGCUGUAUAUUUUAUAUUAUCCGAAAAGUACUAGUGCCUUGUAAAAAGAGAAUAAUUAUUUCGAAAAAUUGGAAGGAAAGUGAAUAAAGAGGAGAGUUGAACUUAGUUUGGAGGUGUAAUUAACUCGUGGCUAGAUGUAACUGCUAGGUGUUUUGCCAAGUCUGAUGCCGGUUCAAGAUGUGAAUACAUAUGGAAAACAAUACUAUUACCCAUUAGCAAUGAGAACUGGCUAAUGUUUUCCUCGACACCAUUUUGUUGAGUUUGGACGCAGUAACUAAAGCAUCUGGCAAAAACACACACACUGUAGUUAGUCUGUUGUCAUGGAAUCAACAACAAUGUUAUUUUGUAGUCAGUACACUAAUGUGAAUGAGGUUUGCACUAAAGGCUGUAGACCUCAUCCUCGUUCUUUUAACUUUGGCCGGGAUUCAAUACAAUCGCGAGUUAUAUGGUUUGUGGCUUUUAAAGGGCAUUUCCGAAUUGAGUCGACAUAUGCAGCGUUUAUUGUGAAUGGGAUCUCCGCGAACGAGGGAACAUUGCCUUUAAAAGCUGCAAUGCCUAUAACCCGCGAUCGGAUUGAAUCCCAGCCUUUCGCUUUUUGAGAUAGUCUGUUUAUGACUCAUUGAUUGAUUCAACACACACAAGUAUGAGCUUGGUUUGUAAUCUUUCAUUCAAUGUGUGGAUACAGAACAAUACAUUAAGCAUAAUUUGUUACAACUUGGACCAUCACACUCAGUUAGUGUUAGGUACAUGUAUGUGGGGAGGUGAAGCCUGGUUCCAGAUUUGUUGGUGCUUUCUUGCCAACCCCUAUAGUCAUUGGCACAGCACAAUCACAUCUGGAACAAGGUUACAGGAUAGUAGCCUACUCACUAAAUAUUAGGCUAGAAAUCAAAUCAAAUCAAAUGUUAUUAGUCACAUGCGCUAAAUACAGUGAAAUGCUUACUUUACAAGCCCCUCACCAACAUUGCAGUUUAACAAAUACCAAUAAGAAAUAAAAGUAACAAGUAAUUAAAGAGCAGCAGUAAAAUAACAAUAGCGAGACUAUAUACAGGGGGGUACCGGUACAGAGUCAAUGUGCGGGGGCACCGGUUAGUUGAGGUAAUAUGUACAUGUAGGUAGAGGUGUAUAUAUAAUGGUUGGGAGAUGUCGCGUAGCCAUUCUAUGGAUAUUUUAUUAUUAUCAUCUGAACAAAAAGGGGCUUGGAAGGAAAGAAUAGUCGACCAUAUUUGAUGUGAAUCGUGUAUUGAUACACAGGGGUUUCAUUCAUUGAUUACAGGUCAUAGUAGAUUUUUAUUUUCUCCCCACAUAACGUUGGGAUCAAUUCUAUAUUUUCACUACAACUGAGCGGAACACUGCUGCUAUCCAAACAUUACCAUAUAUUCUGGUCUAGGCUUUAUUCGCCUCACAACAGCAGUGUAUCAGUACAUGUUUCCAUUAGCUUGGGUAUUAGCCAACUAAACCAAAAGUGCUAAUACCCAUCAAAAUCGAUACACAGUAGGCUUAUGAGUGCUCUGACUCUUAAGGAAUACAAUGAUAAGAAUAUCCUUAAGAAUAUAAGAAAUAUCUAGAAGAAUAUAAGGAAAGAAUCAGCUGAGAUAUUUCUGGUCUGAUUCCAACCAGACAAGAUUGUGAAGAAGAAGCCAUGUGUUUGAGAUGGAAUAAUAAGAGCUAAUGGAAGCAGUUCAUACAUUGUGUUAUGCAUUUUAAACAUACAGUAUACAAAUACUUUUUCAGAUGUGUUUUUUUGUCCUGAAUUGACAUAUACUUGACUUUUCUAGAUCAUUUUCAGUAUGGAUUUGUUAUUUUCUAUGAAAGUAUUCUAUGUGUAUUUUGGAAAAAACUUUAUAGAUGUUACAUUUUCUAAGCAAUUUGCUAAAGAAAACAACCCGAGAGUUAUUUUUCCCAGAAAACUAUAUUUAGCAAAUGACUGUUUUAUGUAUAUAUUAGAUGGCCAUCAUCUUAAAGGAUCUUAGAUCUGAAAUGUUAUGCAGCUUUGAAGCUUUCUAUGUGAAAAAGGGCCUAUAUAAAGCUUUGAGCUUUUCAUUGAUGUUUUACAAUGAUCUGAGGGGUUUAUCCUACAGAAAUAUUUAUGGAAAGAGUUUUUACAACACUUUUUUUGUAUAAAAUACGCAACAAAGUUAUACUAAGAAGGAAAUAUUGAUGUCUACAUAGAUUACUAUUAAAAAAAGUUGGUACAUAAUUAUUAAUACCCUUUACUCAAUGAUAAGCCAUUUAGUUUUUUUAUGUGUUUUGUUUUGUGUUUAGAAAUGUUAUCAUCAGUAUUAAAUAACCCAGAAUGAUACCCAAGUGCUUUAACUAAUAUGCCUAUGAGUUGCCAUUUGUGUCCUUUGAGUAGCAUGCAUUCAUGUUUUAUUACGAGUUUUACCUUAUUAAGGAAAUGACAGACAUAAUUACCAAUGUUUUGUUAUUCAAGUUCUAUAUAAUUGAUUAAGAUCUUACUAGGUUACGCAAUAAUACUGUUAACAUGCAGAAUACAUCUUUUUGUUCUAUCUUAGUGACUGAUGCUCUCCACUGUAUAUGCACAUUCAACUGUGAGUUGUAGAUUGCUCAAAGCAGCUACAAGGCACUUCUCUGAAAUGUUAUGUUUUUAGUCAGUUUAGUACAGAGAGUGUAAUUUACUUCUGUUAAGCAAGUGUGUGAGACAAAACACUUGUAGAAUAUGCAUGUGCAUGUGUUUUGCUUUUAAAUGGAAAAAUAAGUAUUACUUUAUGCAAUGUAUUUCAUUUUAGCACAGUAACGUAGUUGGGCUACAUCGUACGUGCACCAAAUGGCACCCUAUUCCCAUUAUAGUGCAAUACUUUUGACCAGGGCCCACAGAGGGCUCUGAUCCAAAGCAGUACACUAUGGAGAAAAUAGGGUUCCAUUUGGGACAAACGGUAGUCUCUUAGCAUUCUCAACAACUUCUAAUUGAUUGUUACUAGUCAUACAAAUGUAUAAUUGACCGAUAGUGUAUACCAAUUAGUAUACCAAUUAAUACAUACUGACUGAAUGUGCUGUUUUAACACUUACGUGGUCAAUUAGACGUUGUUUUGUUCUUUGAUGUGUAACAUUUUGAGAUUGUAACGCUAUAGUUGAAUUGGUGUGAGUGAGUUAGGAUGACGACUGUUUAGAAAUGUUAUCAUCAGUAUUAAAUAACCCAGAAUGAUACCCAAGUGCUUUAACUAAUAUGCCUAUGAGUUGCCAUUUGUGUCCUUUGAGUAGCAUGCAUUCAUGUUUUAUUACGAGUUUUACCUUAUUAAGGAAAUGACAGACAUAAUUACCAAUGUUUUGUUAUUCAAGUUCUAUAUAAUUGAUUAAGAUCUUACUAGGUUACGCAAUAAUACUGUUAACAUGCAGAAUACAUCUUUUUGUUCUAUCUUAGUGACUGAUGCUCUCCACUGUAUAUGCACAUUCAACUGUGAGUUGUAGAUUGCUCAAAGCAGCUACAAGGCACUUCUCUGAAAUGUUAUGUUUUUAGUCAGUUUAGUACAGAGAGUGUAAUUUACUUCUGUUAAGCAAGUGUGUGAGACAAAACACUUGUAGAAUAUGCAUGUGCAUGUGUUUUGCUUUUAAAUGGAAAAAUAAGUAUUACUUUAUGCAAUGUAUUUCAUUUUAGCACAGUAACGUAGUUGGGCUACAUCGUACGUGCACCAAAUGGCACCCUAUUCCCAUUAUAGUGCAAUACUUUUGACCAGGGCCCACAGAGGGCUCUGAUCCAAAGCAGUACACUAUGGAGAAAAUAGGGUUCCAUUUGGGACAAACGGUAGUCUCUUAGCAUUCUCAACAACUUCUAAUUGAUUGUUACUAGUCAUACAAAUGUAUAAUUGACCGAUAGUGUAUACCAAUUAGUAUACCAAUUAAUACAUACUGACUGAAUGUGCUGUUUUAACACUUACGUGGUCAAUUAGACGUUGUUUUGUUCUUUGAUGUGUAACAUUUUGAGAUUGUAACGCUAUAGUUGAAUUGGUGUGAGUGAGUUAGGAUGACGACUGGGAGGUUGUUGUGGAAACAGAAAAGAACAGAUCUGUUGCAUCACGUCCAUGAAACGGCAUUCCAAAAUGUGCCUUAUUUGUUAGUUAGGAAAACAAAAAACGACUUUAGUGCUUUAGUACUAUUAGGUGUUGUGAUGAAUAAAAUAAAUGUUGAAUUGGAAA